AUGGGCAUUAUAGCCGAGUUUAAAGGUGACCUGGUCGACGUGAUGGCCGGGGACGAAAUCUUGGGAUAUUCCCUUGAUGGGACCUUGGCGGAACUCUUUGAAGGGACUGCCGGGCACGCUGUAAUGGCGCGCGAAUACAAGACUUUUCUUCUUGUAACCGCGGACAAGGCCAGUAAGCGUCGUAACGGCAAGCUUUUUACAAACUAUGUCAACGCCCUAGCUACAUCGCCUCGGACGUGGUUCCGUAUGCGAGAUUGCGACGCGCUCGCACGGUUCACUAUGGCCUCUGCCCUGGCAUGCAAUGAUCUUGACGACGUUUGGUUGUCGGACGAACAAUUCGAUCUGCUUGCAGAAAUCGGCGAUACUCUGUACGACUCAGUGGCCUUUUAUAAACACAGAAGCGAGGGAGAGACGAACAAUACUUUCGCUUAUGUGCCUCACGAUAUUCGUGUCAAGUCCUUCCGAGUUGCUCGCGAGGUCCUGUGGGCGCUUGACGUGGCGUAUAUUCAUCGGCCUGAGGGGACCCUCCUAAUGAACUUUGUCCGAUUCUUUGGCGGUCCCAUACACAUGAUGAUGAAUCGUUACCGCUUCGUAGAGGAGGGUUUGACGGUUGGUAAGCCCGAGACUGAGAGCGUUGUUGCCCAGACUCGACGCAACGUCAAACUGUGGAAUCGUGUCGAUGCAGAGGCCAACCAGGCCGAUAGCAAGACACAAUCAGCUAAGGCAGCCGAAGAAGAACGUUACGAAGCUAUCUUAAGACGCAGCGAGGAGUUGAUGUUUCCAGAGCUUCCCACUUUCCUUAGACGAGGGGCUGAGCAGCGCCACUGCGAACGAUGUACCCAUCGUCCCACGUAUGGCGCGAAGGGUAUGAACACUUUCGGUGGCGUUCAGCUGUGCAAAGGGUGUUCUGCAAUGUGGCGUGGCUUCGUCGAGUCGCUGCCCGAACGUACCAAGGAAGUAUUUCCAGACAUUGACUUGAGAACACCACCCUCGGAGUCUGAAGAAAACGGGCCUCGCCUCAGAGACGACCCUUCUACAUACGAGAACAACUACUCUUUGAGCAAUGGCCAAAGCAGCGACAAACUAGUUUCCUCGGAGGACAUCAUUAUUAACGGACAUGGUGAGUGUGGUGCGGCGGCCGCAACUGCGGUGCCCCAUGGAACUCCUGUGCCAGGUCUGGUAUGA
Neoarthrinium moseri is the source of this 1185-nucleotide messenger RNA. RefSeq lists its product as uncharacterized. The transcript has a single exon. Bases 1 to 1185 code for a protein of 394 amino acids. The record is from RefSeq and is a predicted model, not a curated record. Lineage: Eukaryota; Fungi; Ascomycota; Sordariomycetes; Amphisphaeriales; Apiosporaceae.